Messenger RNA from Ceratina calcarata, 5560 nucleotides. RefSeq names its product tolloid-like protein 1 tolkin (gene tok). The record is from RefSeq and is a predicted model, not a curated record. Bases 1 to 3678 code for a protein of 1225 amino acids. Gene Ontology annotation, molecular function: calcium ion binding; zinc ion binding; metalloendopeptidase activity. The transcript has 15 exons. Lineage: Eukaryota; Metazoa; Arthropoda; Insecta; Hymenoptera; Apidae. Gene Ontology annotation, biological process: proteolysis.
AUGAGACUGCUGCUGCUACUUUCGAUAUCCUGUUUGGCGAGCCGGUUUGGCGCCGAUUGCCGGGCAGUCGAUGAUUCUGGGGAGGACGAGAACUCCGUCGGGAGGCACAGGCACAAAUUCACCGUCGACGAGCUGUUGAACACCAAAUUCCCGCAUGGCAUCAGCGACGACGUGGACGUAGACGUUUGCAAAGCUGGUGGGUUCCUGGGCGACAUUGCUUUACCAAACAUCAAAUACGAGACUGAAUGGCGGCAGCAGAAGCUGAACAAGAGUUAUUUGGAGGAGCUCGAGAAGUACCGCGACGAGGUCCUGAAAGAGGGUCUCCAGGUCGAGGAAGAGGGUCUCACAGAGAUCCUUCAAUUUAAAAAUGAGCACGACGCUAACGAGGCGCAUCAGGAGAACGAUGAGAUCGUGGCUUCUCAAGAGAAAUCCGAACCAAUUAUGGUAAACCGGAAUCAAUAUAGUAUGGACGGCGAGCCGGAGGGUGGAUUCAGUUUUAACGCGAGGAACGAGGACGCCAGGCCUGGGGUGAGGGACGAGGGCGUUGAAUUCAGGCUAGAGUCGACAACCCCAGCGGCGAAGAAGAGGCACUCGUCUCGAAAACAGGGACGGCAAACCAAAUCGAACGAUACAAAAUCGAUGCAGUCGUUUUUGAGAACGUCUCAAGAGUUGAACGCGUUCCCCACGACCACUGAGAGCGCGAAUCGGAGGAAAAAUCAGAACGUGGAAAACCUGGAGGAAUCAUUCACCGUUCAACCAGAGACCAGCACGCAGAACACAUCGAAACGGCGUCAUCGACGCCAUCAUCGCAGGAGAACCAGGAGAAGGCAUCGUCGACGCAAGAUACCGGUGAUCAAAAAAGACUUCGAAGAUUCGUCGGACGAAGUGAUUUCGUGGCACGAUCGGCAAUUGCGUUCGAUCGAAUUCUACGACAUGGAGCAUAAGCCGAAGUAUCUCGCGAACAAGAGGGGCACCACGAGGCACCGAUUUUCGAGCAGGACGCGGAGGGCCGCGACAGCUCGCAAGGAACGCGUGUGGGAUCACGGUGUGAUCCCUUACGAGAUCGAUGGGAAUUUCUCUGGCGCUCACAAGGCUUUGUUCAAACAGGCUAUGAGACACUGGGAGAACUUUACUUGCGUUAAAUUUGUAGAAAGGGUCCCUGGCGAGCAUCCUAAUUAUAUACUCUUCACGGAAAGGCCGUGUGGUUGCUGUUCGUUCGUUGGGAAAAGGGGUAACGGUCCCCAGGCGAUAAGCAUCGGGAAGAAUUGCGACAAGUUUGGAAUAGUGGUACACGAAUUGGGCCACGUAGUUGGUUUUUGGCACGAGCACACCAGGCCCGAUCGGGACCGUCACGUACAGAUCAUUCGCGACAAUAUCAUGUCCGGUCAGGAAUACAAUUUCAAUAAGCUGACCGAAGAGGAAGUGAAUUCUCUCGGCUUGCCUUAUGAUUACGAUUCCAUCAUGCACUAUGCAAAAAACACGUUUUCGAGGGGUACAUAUUUAGAUACGAUUUUGCCAAUGGAAAUUCAUGGGAAGAAACGACCUGAGAUUGGUCAGAGGUUGCGUCUCAGCGAGGGUGAUAUCGCUCAGACGAAUCUUCUCUACAAAUGCUAUAAAUGUGGCAGAACGUUUCAAGAAAAUAGCGGUUCGUUCGGUUCGCCUUCUCACCCGAAUAGUUCGCCGCCACCCGAAGGCGAGAGAUGCGAAUGGAGAAUCACAGCCACGCACGGUGAACGAAUAGUCCUUAACAUUACGUCUCUGGACAUAUUCAAGAGUAAUUACUGUCGCAGUGAUUAUUUAGAGAUCAGAGAUGGAUACUGGCACAAGAGCAACGUGCUCGGUCGUUACUGCGGAAGCGGAAAGAUCCACGAGCCAGUGGUCUCCACCGGAAGCCGGAUGCUGGUUACAUAUGUAACGUCGGGUCACCAGACCGGGCAUCGGGGUUUCACGGCGAGCUACGAGGCCGUUUGCGGGGGCGAGAUCGAGCUGGAGGACACGGGCCAUUUGGAAUCGCCCAAUUACCCGGAGGGCUACCAAUCGAGCAAGGAGUGCGUCUGGAAGUUGUCCGUACCGGAGAACUUCCAAGUAGCACUAAAGUUUCAAUCGUUCGAGAUCGAAAACCACGACAACUGCGUGUACGACUACGUGGAGGUGCGGGACGGUCAUAACGCGGACUCACCACUAAUCGGCGUUUACUGCGGGUACAAGAUACCGCCGGACAUUAAGUCGACCUGGAACAAACUUUUAGUGAAGUUCGUUAGCGACGGAUCGGUGCAGAAGGCUGGAUUCUCCGCCACGUUCAUGAAAGAAUUCGAUGAGUGCGUUCUGAUCGAUCACGGAUGCGAACAUAAUUGUAUCAAUACUUUGGGAGGUUUCGAGUGCUCUUGCAAACCCGGUUAUGAAUUGCAUUCCGAUGGGAAACGGUGCGAAGAUGCCUGCGGUGGAUUAUUCGAGGAUAAUAACGGAACUAUCACCAGUCCAUCGUUCCCGGUGACUUAUCCAGGGAACAAGGACUGCGUCUGGGAAAUUAUAGCACCGCCUCAAUACCGUAUCACGCUGAAUUUCACGCAUUUCGAUCUGGAAGGGAACAAUGCCCGUCAACAGGAGUGCGAGUAUGACUCGGUCGAAGUGAGCAGCAAACUUGGAGACGAUCUAUUGAGGAAGCACGGAGUAUUCUGUGGCUCGAGAUUACCGCCAUUGAUCACCUCUGAACGAAACUCUAUGCGAGUCAAAUUUACCUCAGACAAUAGUAUCCAGAAAACUGGAUUCGCAGCAAUUUUCUUCACGGACAUGGACGAGUGCGCGGACAAUAACGGUGGCUGCCAGCACGAGUGCAGGAACACAAUAGGCUCUUAUCAAUGUUCCUGUCAUAACGGGUUCACGCUUCACGAAAAUGGACGCGACUGCAAGGAGGGUGGCUGCAAAUACGAAAUCGUCGCCCCUGUGGGUACCAUAACUUCCCCGAACUAUCCGGACUAUUACCCCGGUCUCAAAGAUUGCGUCUGGCACUUUGUUACCAAACCAGGACACCGUAUUAAAUUAGUUUUCAAAGUCUUCGAGAUGGAAUCCCAUCAGGAAUGCAAUUACGAUCAUAUUGCCAUUUACGACGGGGACUCGCCCGACAGCCACGUCCUUGGCAAGUUCUGCGGCACCAAAGAACCGCAUCCAAUCUUGGCAACUGGGAAUCAGAUGUAUAUGGUAUUCAAAAGCGACGCUUCCGUCCAGAGGAAAGGGUUCCUCGCCACUCAUAGCACUGCCUGCGGUGGCCACUUGAUUGCGACAAACGAGGUGAAGCAUUUGUACUCGCACGCGAAAUACGGCACCCAUCCCUACGACCAUAGAACCGAUUGCGAUUGGGCGAUCGAGGCACCGCUUGGUAAAAACGUUCACUUGACUUUCGUCACGUUCCAACUUGAAUCGGAGACCGACUGCAAUUACGAUUUUGUUGAGGUUUACUCUGGUUUGGACACUUCCGGUCUUCUGUACGGACGAUAUUGUGGCAACAGUAACACCACAGAUUUCAUAUCGAUAAACGAGGCGUUGUUGGUGAGAUUCAGGACAGACGACACGAUAGCGAACAAGGGAUUCAUGGCACUGUUCAUCGCGGUGGACAGACAGGACUCUGGUGAAAAUUAUGGAGGUUCCGAGGACGAGGAUGCGGACGAAGAGAAUCUCUGAUCCGUGGCAGGCCUCGCGAAUCGAUUAGGCUACGGAUACCACAUCGGUUCGCUUUUGCAGAAUAACGAUGGGGGUGAAGAAUACGAGUAGCCACUCGUUUCUCGACGGAAUCCGAAGCGUGAACCAUAGUCGGUCGUCGAGGCCGGGAAAUGCGUUUGUUUCAACUGACGGAUGAACAAGAUUUGAAUCUGAGAAUCAAGGAGAGCAGACAGCCUGCUUGGAGUCGGAGAAGUGUCUCAAGAAUAAUUUAUUACAGCGACAGCGUUAGUUAAUGGCUUCACCAUUGGAUUAGCGUGUACGACUCGAAGUUCGGCCUAGAGACAGGCCAAUCGUGCCAUUGUAUGUUUAGAUAGAACGCGUUGCACUACUAUGACCCAGUGAUAAACAGGUUCAACAUGAAAAUGAUGUAAGCAUCACGCGGUGGUUGCUAAAGUGAUCGUUUUAAUAUUUAAUCGAACAGUGUCUCAUCGAUGUGCGGAAUUAUUCUAAGCGAAUACAAUAAGAAGAUGACGAAGACGAGAAUAAGAGAUAGUCAACGGGGAACGAAACUGAUGUUCUCUCAAACACUGCCCUGUACCAAACGAUUCGAUCACGUUCAGCUUUUGAAUCGACUAAUCCCCGAGUCCUGUUUUUAUCUUUCCUUUUAUAGGAUACUCUGUGGUAUUCACGGAUAAACGGUUCUAAUAUCACAACAUGCUGGUUGCAAUGAAAGUGGUCUAAAUCAAAGUAAAUAUAAAUCAAUGCGACAUAAUGAAAAUGUCCAUUCUUUCAUUUAAACCACUUUUACGAUGACCAGAACGAAUAUGUUCUGAACCCAACGGCAGAAGAAGCGAAGAAAAAAAUCUUCCAAAACUCGUGCAGAUACUUGGAAUAAUCUAGAUGUAAAUUUAGAUACGCUGAUCUAUCCUGAAGAGUCAGCGAUAGGGAUUUAACGGCGAGCCUCGAGCGAGGUACUCGUCGAGCGUUUAUUGUACAUAGAUAAAAGUUUAGACGUAGACGUCGUGCCGUUUUAUAUCGUAGUUAUAGGAUCGACGACGAAAAGGAAAAAAAAAAAAUGAAAUGUCUCGUUAUCGUGUGAAUUCCGGUUCUCAACUCUGUAUUUUCGUGUGUACGUUACAGGAUGUUUAAAAACUAAUUCCAAUAGCGACCUUUCGCAGAGUAUCAAAUUCAGGCAGAUUAAGUUAACUGACUAGAUAAUAGCAUCUGAUGCAAAUUGUUGGUAUUUUCAGGAAGUACUAGAAUAACCGAAUCUUUAAUAAUUUUAUCGUAGAUCAUCCGAUUCGAGUAUUGGUCGGAUCGUAUUCAACUUGCAUCUAAACAGGAGGGAAACGUUUUUGUACGUUGCGUAAUUAAAGCGAGAGCAGAAAGAAAACGCAGAAAGUAACGAUAUCCUUAAUUUUGAAAUUUGCGGUCGUUUUUCUACGUGACUCACUGCCCAGUGUACGAUUACUAUUAGACUGCAAAUAUUCACUUGGAAAAUUGAAAAAUAAUAAAAAUCUGCGUUCUGUUUUUCGUAGAUCUAAUUUAUGAAAAAUUGCACAACAUAUUUGACUGUCCUGACGAUGCACAGAAAAAACUGGCAUACUUUUACUACUGUUUAAUUCAAUUGAGAAACGAAUACGGCCUACCUACAUUGCAGAAACAGGUUUGCGAGUAAACACUGCGGAGAGAUUUUAAUGUUCUGUCCGCGAGCGUACCGUGUGCGAGCGAGUACGCGCAAAAUGUAAGGGGAAAGAUCCAUACGCCUAGAGUCACACGUAUAGAUGAUAAUACCAUAUCUAUUGUACGACGAUAAGAGCAAUAUUAAGCGCCGCGUCAAGUUCCUUUUUGUAAAUUAUAUGUGAUUUAUUUGUUCUCAGAAAUAUACGUUAUAGUCACUCUA